Molecule: messenger RNA, 621 nt
Organism: Cynara cardunculus var. scolymus (artichoke)
Lineage: Eukaryota; Viridiplantae; Streptophyta; Magnoliopsida; Asterales; Asteraceae
Exons: 4
Coding region: 146-457 (103 amino acids)
Source: RefSeq, a predicted model, not a curated record
AUAAUUCUAACUUCAUUGUCCUCAUCGUCAUCGUCAAGCCACACAACAUCUCUCCUGCUUCUGGUGCUCCUGUCGCUUUUUGUUAUUCGGAAUCGGUGAAUAUAGAAGAUCGUUUUGUUCUGUGUGUAAUCCAGGAUCCGAUUUCAUGGAGAACCUCAAGGAUGAGAAAAAUGCACCAUGGUUAUCAGUACCUCAAUUUGGGGACUGGGACCAGAAGGGACCAUUGCCAGACUACUCUUUGGAUUUCUCAAAGAUCAGAGAGAUGAGGAAACAGAACAAGAGAGAGAUAUCAAGAACUAGCAUUGGUAAUGAAGAAGACUUCAUCUCUUCCAACAAACCCAAACUUGAUACAACACCACAGCCAAGUGAUCCCCAUCACCAUUUCAGCCAGGACCAGCACUCUCCAAAUAACAAGAGAAGCUUAUUAAGUUGCUUCAACUGUUGUGUUAAGGCUUGACGUUGUGGAGCAGAACGAAAUUUUAACCGUAUUUCAUCCGGGUACUUGUUUCUUUGCAUUAAUUUAUUAAAUGCAUUUUGAUUUGUGAUGAUAAACGUUGUUGUCUGUAAUUUGUUCACAUUAUGUGAUGUUAUUAAUGAAUGUAGAUAGAAUUGAUGCUAUUC